AUGGCUGAUAGUAGAAAGCCUCCAGCAUUCCCAGUUCCACGCACGAACGCUCCUCAAGUUGAUGAUCUCGCGGAUAAGAUGCAAAACAUGCGCUUCGCACCGCCAAACUACCCACCUUCAGGGUGGACUGGGGGCUUCAACCCUCAGCAGCUCCCACUCUCAGAACUUUCCAAGCAUGAUCCAUAUUUAGCAGCCAAUCAGCGGCCUGCAUUCAACAAGCCGCUGCCGCCCGCGCCACCCAAGAACUAUCCAGCACCGUCUGCGCCUCCAGGAGGCUUGUACCCUGCGCUACCACCACCUUCAAUGCCAACUCCAGAGCCGUUUCAACCUUCCAAGUCGGACUCCUCUCUUCCAGUGCGGAAAGGGACUCACAGGACGUCGUACCCAAUCCCACUAUCACCAUCUAUAGAUGCCCCUCCGUCUCUUCCUUCUAGCUCGAAGCCUCGACCAACCCGACGCCGUACGGGAUCCGACGACGGUGACGGAAUUCAAUGUGCGGGCAUCACCAAAGCCGGGAAGCGAUGCACCCGCAAAGUCAAAGCAGCCCCUCCUUUCUCUUCCAAUCUGGACCCGCUCGAAUCAGACGAAGGGGUUGAACGGUUCUGCUUCCAGCAUACAAAGGAGAUACUCUCUCAAACCGGCUUCUUCCCUUCGAAACCUCUCAGUGCCAUGGUAUCGUUUGAUACCUGGAUUUCGGACGAACUCCAGGAAGAUACGAGGGUUGCUCUUAGAGCGGAGAUGGAGAAACCUGUCUCGGCAGCAGAUAAUGUGGAUGGCUACAUCUAUUGCUACCAGAUCAUUAAUGUGGACACACCCAACCACGUCCAUCUCAAAGUCGGACGCUCGAAUAACUUUGUCUCUCGCGUAGGCCAAUGGGAGAAGCAAUGCCGAAGCAAACAGCUCGUGUUGCGCGGGUGUUGGCCAUUUGAUCCAAACUCGAGUAAUCUCAAAGGAAAGAUGCAACAGGGCGAAAAGGGUCCGCAUGUAAAUCGCCUCGAGCGAUUAAUCCACCUCGAGCUUGCGGAUAUUGCAAAGAAUGCGCCAUACCUUCGACCCGGCUGGCCUGGUCCUACCACUGGUCCUGAUGUCGGCACCUCCAAGAAGAAGAAAAAGGAGCCUGAUGUCAGUCUCUCUGGAAAGCCGUGCCCGGACUGUAGUCGCGUGCACAAGGAAAUCUUCACUUUUGUCAAGGCUACUGGCGAGCUUGAAAAUGCAGAGUGGCAGAAGAUUGUUCUGCCUGUCAUUGAGAAAUGGGGACAUUUUGUACAAGACUAUCUCUAA
Messenger RNA from Serendipita indica DSM 11827, 1281 nucleotides. Lineage: Eukaryota; Fungi; Basidiomycota; Agaricomycetes; Sebacinales; Serendipitaceae. The record is from the annotation of a GenBank genome assembly.